AUGGUCCCUACAUAUGUUCGCCCACCACCAAUGUUCCAGAAGGGAGAAGGAUGUUUCUUGUGGGACGUUGAGAACAGACAAUAUCUCGACUUCACCUCUGGUAUCGCCGUCAAUGCUCUGGGUCACUGCGACCCCGAGAUGUCCAAGCUGCUCGCUCACCAAGCACAAACCCUCGUUCACACAUCGAACCUUUACCACAACCCCUGGACCGGCGCAUUGUCCAAGCUACUCAUUGAAAAGACGGUGGAAUCAGGAGCCAUGUCCGACGCAGCACGAGCUUUCAUUUGCAACUCUGGAUCCGAAGCCAACGAGGCUGCCAUCAAGUUCGCUCGCAAGUGUGGUCGCAUGGCUGAUGAGUCUGGUGAUAAGCAUGAGAUUGUCUCGUUCCACAACUCUUUCCACGGUCGUACCAUGGGCUCCCUCUCCGCCACUCCCAACCCCAAGUACCAGAAGCCCUUCGGUCCCAUGGUUCCUGGUUUCAGAUACGGCACAUACAACGAUGUCUCUGCCAUCAACGACCUCGUCACCGAAAAGACUUGCGGUGUCAUCAUUGAGCCCAUUCAAGGUGAGGGUGGUGUCAACGUCGCGACUGACGAGUUCCUCCUUGCCCUUCGCCGCCGCUGCACAGAGGUCGGUGCUGUUCUCAUCUUCGACGAAAUCCAGUGCGGUCUUGGCCGUACCGGUACCAUGUGGGCCCACGGAGCUCUGCCCAAGGAGGCACACCCCGACAUCCUCACCACCGCAAAGGCCCUUGGAAACGGCUUCCCUAUCGGCGCUACCAUUGUCACCGAGAACGUCUCCAGCAAGAUCGUGACUGGCGACCAUGGAACCACUUUCGGUGGCAACCCUCUUGGUUCUCGCCUUGCACACUACAUCGUCGGUCGUCUCUCAGGCUCCGAGAUCCAGGACGGUGUUUUGGCAAAAGAGAAGGUCUUCCGCAAGCGCUUUGAGCAGCUUAAGCAGAACUACCCCGAUGUCAUCACUGAGGUCCGUGGGCGUGGUCUUUUGCUCGGUGUCCAGCUCUCCCAAGACCCCACUCCUGUCGUUACCGCUGCCCGCGAGCGUGGUCUUCUGAUCAUCACCUGCGGAACCAACACCCUUCGCUUCGUCCCCCCGCUCAUCAUCUCUAAGUCCGAGAUUGAGCAAGGUAUGGACAUCCUUGAGGACGCCAUGAAGGCUGUCUUCAGAACCUCCGAGCAUAUUCCUGGCACCGAUGGACAGCAGGAGAUGCGUGCGUCAUAA
Molecule: messenger RNA, 1242 nt
Organism: Aureobasidium pullulans EXF-150
Lineage: Eukaryota; Fungi; Ascomycota; Dothideomycetes; Dothideales; Saccotheciaceae
Product: mitochondrial acetylornithine aminotransferase
Exons: 2
Coding region: 1-1242 (413 amino acids)
Biological process (GO): arginine metabolic process
Cellular component (GO): mitochondrial matrix
Molecular function (GO): pyridoxal phosphate binding; identical protein binding; transaminase activity
Source: RefSeq, a predicted model, not a curated record